AUGGAGCCGUCCUCGACCCAGGAUGAGGGCCUGAGGAGGAAGCAGACCAAGAAGCCUGUUCCCGAGGUCCUGCCCAGGCCGCCGCGGGCUUUGUUCUGCUUGACUCUCCAGAACCCCGUGAGGAGGGCCUGCAUCAGCAUCGUGGAAUGGAAACCCUUCGAGACCAUCAUCUUACUCACCAUCUUUGCCAACUGUGUGGCCUUGGCCGCGUACCUGCCCAUGCCGGAGGACGACAGCAGCGCUCUGAACCUCGGCCUGGAGAAGCUGGAGCUCUUGUUCCUCAUCGUCUUCUCCAUCGAGGCCGCCAUGAAGAUCAUCGCCUACGGCCUCCUGUUCCACCAGGACGCCUACCUGCGCAGCGGCUGGAACGUGCUGGACUUUAUCAUCGUCUUCCUGGGGGUCUUCACCGUGAUUCUGGAGCAGGUCAACGUCAUCCAGAGCAACACAGCCCCGAUGAGCAGCAAAGGCGCCGGCUUGGACGUCAAGGCUCUGAGGGCCUUCCGCGUGCUCAGACCGCUCCGGCUGGUGUCCGGGGUGCCCAGCCUGCAGGUGGUCCUCAACUCCGUCUUCAAGGCCAUGCAGCCCCUGUUCCGCAUCGCCCUGCUUGUGCUCUUCAUGGCCAUCAUCUACGCCAUCAUCGGGCUGGAGCUCUUCAAGGGCAAGAUGCACAAGACCUGUUACUUCAUCGGGACGGACAUCGUGGCCACGGUGGAGAACGAGAAGCCGUCGCCCUGUGCCCGGACGGGUUCAGGGCGCCGCUGCACCAUCAACGGCAGCGAGUGCCGGGGCGGCUGGCCAGGCCCCAACCACGGCAUCACCCACUUCGACAACUUCGGCUUCUCCAUGCUCACCGUGUACCAGUGCAUCACCAUGGAGGGCUGGACCGACGUCCUCUACUGGGUCAACGAUGCCAUUGGGAACGAGUGGCCCUGGAUCUACUUUGUCACCCUGAUCCUGCUGGGUUCCUUCUUCAUCCUCAACUUGGUGCUGGGCGUCCUGAGCGGGGAAUUCACCAAGGAGCGGGAGAAAGCCAAGUCCAGGGGAACCUUCCAGAAGCUGCGCGAGAAGCAGCAGCUGGAUGAGGACCUCCGGGGCUACUUGAGCUGGAUCACGCAGGGCGAGGUCAUGGAUGUGGACGACUUGAGAGAAGGGAAGCUGGCUUUGGAUGAAGGUGGCUCUGACACAGAGAGCCUGUAUGAAAUCGCAGGCUUGAACAAAGUCAUCCAGUUUAUCCGACACUGGAGGCGGUGGAACCGCGUCUUCCGCUGGAAGUGCCACGACGCGGUGAAGUCCAGGGUCUUCUACUGGCUGGUCAUCCUGAUCGUCGCCCUCAACACCCUGUCGAUCGCCUCGGAACACCACCACCAGCCUCUCUGGUUGACCCACCUGCAAGACGUCGCCAGCCGGGUGCUGCUGGCCCUGUUCACCGUGGAGAUGCUCAUGAAGAUGUGCGGGCUGGGCCUACAUCAGUACUUCAUGUCCAUCUUCAACCGCUUCGACUGCUUUGUGGUGUGCUGUGGCCUCCUGGAGAUCCUGCUGGUGGAGUCGGGGGCCGCGGCACCCCUCGGCAUCUCCGUGCUGCGCUGCAUCCGCCUCCUCAGGAUUUUCAAGAUCACCAAGUACUGGACGUCCCUGAGCAACCUGGUGGCCUCGCUGCUGAACUCCAUCCACUGCAUCGCGUCCCUGCUGCUGCUGCUGUCCCUGUUCGUCGUCAUCUUCGCCCUCCUGGGCAUGCAGCUCUUCGGGGGCAGGUACGACUUUGAGGACACGGUGGUGCGGCGCAGCAACUUCGACAACUUCCCGCAGGCCCUCAUCACCGUCUUCCAGGUGCUGACAGCUGAGGACUGGAACUCUGUGAUGUACGACGGGAUCAUGGCCUACGGCGGCCCGACCUACCCCGGGGUGCUCGUCUGCAUCUAUUUCAUCAUUCUGUUCGUCUGCGGCAACUACAUACUGCUCAACGUCUUCCUGGCCAUCGCGGUAGACAACCUGGCGGAGGCGGAGAGCCUGACGUCGGCCCAGAAGGCCAAGGCCGAGGAGCGGAGGCGCAGGAAGAUGUCCAGGGGGCUUCCAGACAAGUCAGAGGAAGAGAAGUCGAUGGUGGCCAAGAAGCUGGAGCAGAAACCCAAGGGGGAGGGUAUCCCCACCACGGCCAAGCUGAAGAUCGAUGAGUUUGAAUCCAAUGUCAAUGAGGUGAAGGACCCCUACCCGUCAGCCGACUUCCCAGGAGAUGAUGAGGAAGACGAACCCGAGAUCCCGAUAAGCCCCCGACCCCGCCCGCUGGCCGAGCUGCAGCUGAAGGAGAAGGCGGUGCCCAUCCCAGAAGCCAGCGCCUUCUUUGUCCUCAGCCCCACCAAUAAGAUCCGCGUCCUGUGCCACCGCAUCGUCAACGCCACCUGGUUCACCAACUUCAUCCUGCUCUUCAUCCUGCUGAGCAGCGCCGCGCUGGCUGCCGAGGACCCCAUCCGGACUGAGUCCGUGAGGAACCAGAUCCUUGGGUAUUUUGACAUCGUGUUCACCUCUAUCUUCACUGUGGAGAUUGUCCUCAAGAUGACCACCUACGGGGCCUUCCUGCACAAGGGCUCCUUCUGCCGUAAUCACUUCAACAUCCUGGACCUGCUGGUGGUGGCCGUGUCCCUCAUCUCCAUGGGACUCGAGUCUAGCACCAUCUCCGUGGUGAAAAUCCUGAGGGUGCUGAGGGUACUCCGACCGCUCCGGGCCAUCAACAGAGCCAAAGGGCUGAAGCACGUGGUGCAGUGUGUGUUCGUGGCCAUCCGCACCAUCGGGAACAUCGUCCUGGUCACCACCCUCCUGCAGUUCAUGUUCGCCUGCAUCGGCGUCCAGCUCUUCAAGGGGAAAUUCUUCAGCUGCAAUGACUUGUCCAAGAUGACAGAGGAGGAGUGCAGGGGCCACUACUACGUGUACAAGGAUGGGGACCCCACGCAGAUGGAGCUGCGCCCCCGCCAGUGGACGCACAACAGCUUCCACUUCGACAACGUGCUCUCGGCCAUGAUGUCACUCUUCACGGUGUCCACCUUCGAGGGGUGGCCUGAGCUGCUGUACAGGGCCAUGGACUCUCAGGAGGAGGACGGGGGCCCCGCGCACAACAGGCGCCCGGAGGUGGCCGUCUUCUUCAUCGCCUACAUCAUCCUCGUCGCCCUAUUCAUGAUGAACAUCUUCGUGGGCUUCGUCAUCGUCACCUUCCAGGAGCAGGGGGAGACCGAGUACAAGAACUGCGAGCUGGACAAGAACCAGCGCCAGUGCGUGCAGUACGCCCUGAAGGCCCGCCCCCUGAAGUGCUAUAUCCCCAAAAACCCGUGCCAGUACCAGGUGUGGUACGUCGUCACCUCCUCCUACUUCGAGUACCUAAUGUUCGCCCUCAUCAUGCUCAACACCAUCUGCCUGGGCAUGCAGCACUACAACCAGUCGGAGCAGAUGGACCACAUCUCAGACAUCCUCAACGUGGCCUUCACCACCAUCUUCACGGUGGAGAUGGUCCUCAAGCUCAUGGCGUUCAAGGCCAGGGGCUAUUUUGGGGACCCCUGGAAUGUGUUUGACUUCCUGAUUGUCAUCGGCAGCAUCAUCGACGUCAUCCUCAGUGAGAUUGAUACUUUCCUGGCCUCCAGCGGGGGACUGUAUUGCCUGGGUGGCAGCUGCGGGAACGUUGACCCCGACGAGAGCGCCCGCAUCUCCAGCGCCUUCUUCCGCCUGUUCCGCGUCCUGAGGCUGAUCAAGCUGCUGAGCCGCGCGGAGGGCGUGCGCACGCUGCUCUGGACCUUCAUCAAGUCCUUUCAGGCCCUGCCCUACGUGGCUCUGCUCAUCGUCAUGCUCUUCUUUAUCUACGCCGUCAUCGGCAUGCAGAUGUUCGGGAAGAUUGCCCUGGUGGACGGGACCCAGAUCAACCGGAACAACAACUUCCAGACCUUCCCCCAGGCUGUGCUUUUGCUGUUCAGGUGUGCCACGGGUGAGGCGUGGCAGGAGAUCCUGCUGGCCUGCAGCUAUGGCCAGCUGUGCGACCCCGAGUCGGACUACGCGCCGGGGGAGGAGCGCACCUGUGGCACCGACUUCGCCUACUACUACUUUGUCAGCUUCUACACGCUUUGUGCCUUCCUGGUCAUCAACCUCUUUGUGGCUGUCGUCAUGGACAACUUUGACUACCUCACACGGGACUGGUCCAUCCUGGGCCCUCAUCACCUGGACGAGUUCAAGGCCAUCUGGGCAGAGUAUGACCCAGAGGCUAAGGGCAGAAUCAAACACCUGGACGUGGUGACCCUGCUGAGAAGGAUCCAGCCCCCUCUGGGCUUUGGGAAGUUCUGCCCACACCGGGUAGCAUGUAAGCGGCUGGUGGGCAUGAACAUGCCCCUGAACAGCGACGGCACAGUCACCUUCAACGCCACUCUCUUCGCCCUGGUCCGCACGGCGCUCAAGAUCAAGACGGAAGGUAACUUCGAACAGGCCAAUGAGGAGCUGCGGGCCAUCAUCAAGAAGAUCUGGAAGAGGACCAGCAUGAAGCUCCUGGACCAGGUCAUCCCUCCCAUAGGAGAUGACGAGGUGACGGUGGGAAAGUUCUACGCCACGUUUCUCAUCCAGGAGCACUUCCGGAAGUUCAUGAGGCGCCAGGAGGAAUAUUAUGGGUACCGGCCCAAGAAGGACACCGUGCAGAUCCAGGCCGGACUGCGGACCCUUGAGGAAGAGGCAGCCCCUGAGAUCCGCCGCACCAUCUCGGGAGACCUGACGGCCGAGGAAGAGCUGGAGAGAGCCAUGGUGGAGGCCGCGAUGGAGGAAGGGAUAUUCCGGAGGACCGGAGGCCUGUUUGGCCAGGUGGACAGCUUCCUGGAAAGGUCCAACUCCCUGCCUCCACACAUGGCCAACCAGAGACCCCUCCAGUUUACUGAAAUAGAGAUGCAGGAGCUGGAGUCGCCCGUCUUCUUGGAGGACUUCCCUCAGCAUCCAAGCACCAACCCUCUUGCCCGUGCCAACACCAACAAUGCCAACGCCAACGUUGCCGGUGGCAACAGCAACCAUGGCAACAGCCCGGCAUUUUCCAGCGUCCACUCUGAAGGGGAGCUCCCAGGGGAGACAGAGACGCCUGCCACCAGAGGAGGAGCCUCCGGCCGGCCCCAGAGGACCCUGGGACCCCACAGCAAGUCCCAUGGGGAGAGGCUGCAGGGACGGCUGCCCCGGAGGGUGAUACCCAGAGCUCAGGCACCUGCCGCCCCCUGCCAGCUUGUGGGGACACAGUCUCUGGUGCCCGAGGAGAGGAGCCCCACCCCAGGGUCCCUGCCUGAGGAAGCGCCCCCCAAGGAUGGUACCCCUGUGUGCCUGGCCCCAGCCACGGCCCUGCUGAUCCGAGAGGCUCUGGUUCGAGGGGGCCUGGACACCUUGGCGGCUGAUGCUAAGUUCGUCAUGGCAACGAGCCACACCCUGGUGGAAGCCUGCCAGAUGGAACUGCAGGAAGUGGAGGUGGCAGCCGCUGAGCUUCUGAAGGGACGAGAGACCCUGGAGGGUGUGGCCAGUGCCCGGGGGCGUUGGAGCCUCGGGUCCUCCCUGGGAAGCCUCGACCAGCAUCAGGGCUCCCAGGAGACCCUCAUUCCCCGCAGGCUGUGA
This is a messenger RNA of Lipotes vexillifer (Yangtze River dolphin), 5607 nucleotides long. It is a transcript of the gene CACNA1S, whose product is annotated as calcium voltage-gated channel subunit alpha1 S. Gene Ontology annotation, biological process: calcium ion import across plasma membrane. Bases 1 to 5607 code for a protein of 1868 amino acids. Gene Ontology annotation, molecular function: high voltage-gated calcium channel activity. The transcript is spliced from 44 exons. NCBI's taxonomy places the organism in Eukaryota, Metazoa, Chordata, Mammalia, Artiodactyla, Lipotidae. The record is from RefSeq and is a predicted model, not a curated record. Gene Ontology annotation, cellular component: membrane; voltage-gated calcium channel complex.